Messenger RNA from Frankliniella occidentalis (western flower thrips), 881 nucleotides. Its product is annotated as serine/threonine-protein kinase Pink1, mitochondrial-like. Bases 163 to 855 code for a protein of 230 amino acids. The record is from RefSeq and is a predicted model, not a curated record. The transcript is spliced from 3 exons. Lineage: Eukaryota; Metazoa; Arthropoda; Insecta; Thysanoptera; Thripidae.
ACAUCAGGUUUGCGUCACAAAAGGGAGUGUGUGAAGAGUGCAAAGGUGCGCACCGGUGUUAAACCAAUGUUCACCUGUCUGCAAGUGCCGGAGACGUGGCGAAGAGCCGGAAUAUGAUUGUACAUCGGUAGGCAAGAACUGCGCCGACUUAAAUAGUGAACCAUGUCCAUAAAGGCCUGUGCAUUUCGCUUGCUGCGAAAUGGUCGGACUCUUCUGCGACACUUUUGGACCAACCCAGCUUCCAAGGACGUUGUGGACGGGGGUAUCGUGAGCUCCGCGUCCACGGUGCGAAUUGUGCGAGAGCACGCUCGCCGAUUGUUAAUCGACAAUGUCGUUAAGCGGGUAUCGAAUUCGACUGCUGCCGAACUUAGACGACGAGCUGCCAAACGUUUAUUGUAUGGCAAUGCAGCUCCCUUCCUGGCAUUCGUUGGUGUCAAUCUUGCUUCUGGCACCAGUAUCAUCACAGAGGAAGAUGAGCUGGAGGCAGCUUGUUGGGGGAUAAGGGAAACUGUGUCAGCAAUGGAUUGGACAUUUGUUGAUAAGGAAAGUGAUGUUCAUAACAUUGCAAUGAGACUCAAUGGACCAUUUUCUCUUGAAAAUUUUAUUUUUGGCAAGGCGAUAGCUAAAGGUUGUAAUGGCGUUGUUUAUACUGCUAAAAUCAAAUCUGAGCUCUCCACUGACAUGGAUUCAAACACAAUAGAAAAUGAUGACAAAUUUCCACUGGCUGUAAAAAUGAUGUUCAACUAUGAUGCUGAAUCAAAUGCCAUGUCAAUUCUACGAGCCAUGCACAGAGAGACUGUUCCUGCAUUAAGUUAUUCAUCCAAUGAAGAAAUCUUAGUUUGGGAGGAUAGGUAAUUGAUUAUAAUACUUAUGGUUUGUUA